AUGGACACAUGGGAUGAGGUAACACUUUGUGGAGCAGCAGAGAAGGCCAGUCGGCUGGGACAGUCAGAAAGGAUGGGAAUAUCUAGUGGAGCAGGAGGGAAGGCCAGUCAGCUGGGACAGUCAGAAAGGAUGGGAAUAUCUGGUGGAGCAGUAGGGAAGGGCAGUCGGCUGGGACAGUCGGAAAUGAUGGGCAUAUCUAGUGGAGCAGUAGGGAAAGGCAGUCGGAUGGGACAGUCAGAAAGGAUGGGAAUAUCUGGUGGAGCAGUAGGGAAGGGCAGUCGGCUGGGACAGUCAGAAAGGAUGAGAAUAUCUGGUGGAGCAGUAGGGAAGGGCAGUCGGCUGGGACACUCAGAAAGGAUGGGAAUAUCUGGUGAAGCAGUAAGGGAAGGGCAAUCGGCUGGGACAGUGAGAAAGGAUGGAAUAUUUGGUGGAGCAGUAGGGAAAGGCAGUCUCCUGGGACACUCAGAAAGGAUGGGAAUACCUGGUGGAGCAGUAGGGAAGGGCAUUCGGCUCGGACAGUGA
Messenger RNA from Liolophura sinensis, 522 nucleotides. RefSeq lists its product as uncharacterized. NCBI's taxonomy places the organism in Eukaryota, Metazoa, Mollusca, Polyplacophora, Chitonida, Chitonidae. The record is from RefSeq and is a predicted model, not a curated record. Bases 1 to 522 code for a protein of 173 amino acids. The transcript has 2 exons.